UCCCCUGUAGAGCUCCAUGACUGGCCAAGAAAAUUCUUCAAGUACACUGCAUGGCAAGGGAAAAUGCCAGCUUUGAAUGAACAGUUGAAGUCCUUGUUGUGGUUGAAAGGAUGGAAACUGUCCCAACUCAAACAGAUCAGCUGUGUCGUCGUUACUUAUGGCCUCUCACAUCACACUUUUUUUUCCAGCAAAUUACUCCGCCUUUGCUUACUUCUUCCUUCAUUCCCAUCUUCUUAUGCUUCUUCUCUCUUCAAUCACAUAACAAAACCCACUAUACAUGCAUGGAACAUCAUGUUCAAAGGAUUUUCUAAUACUUCACACCCUCAAAAGUCCAUUAGUUUCUACAUUCAAAUGCGCCAACAUGGGGUUUUUCCUAAUAAACAUACUUUUCCUUUGCUUCUAAGAGCCAUUUCUAGAGCCAACAAUGGAAACCCACAUCUGCUUUUAGCACAAAUAUUUAAAUUUGGAUACAUUUCUGACCAAUUUGUGCAGAAUUCUUUGGUUUCUGCUUUUGCCGGCAGUUGGUACGUCGACCUUGCACGCCAAGUGUUUGAUGAAAUUACGCAUAAGGAUGUGCUUUCUUAUACUGCUUUGAUUGAUGGGUAUGCCCGAAAUGCUCUGCCAGUUAGAGCUUUGGAACUCUUUCUGAAGAUGAGACAAGCAGAAGUUAAGGUGGAUGAAGUGGCUGUUGUAGCAGCUCUCUCUCCUGCUGGAACAUUAAGAUGUGUUUGGUUUGGAAGGUGUCUGCAUGCUUUCUAUGUGGAGGCCGGGAGGGUUUCUAGAGAUGUUUACAUUGGUAGUGCUCUUGUUGAUAUGUAUGCUAAAUGUGGAUUUUGGGAUGAUGCCUUGAAAGUUUUUGAAGACAUGCCUUACAAGAAUCUUAUUUCUUGGAGUGCUAUGAUUGCUGGCUGUGUACACUGCAAUAGAUUUAGGGAAGCACUCUGUGUUUUCGAAGAGAUGCUGUCCGGAAAGGUUGUUCCCAAUCAAGUAACAUUGACAAGCGUUCUCAGUGCAUCUACUAGGCUUGGGGCACUGGAGCAGGGCAGAUGGAUUGCUAAUUAUAUAAAAGCGCACAACAUAAAAUUUAAUACAGCACUUGGCACUGCUUUGAUAGAUAUGUAUGCAAAGUGUGGGUGCAUUGAAGAGGCAUUGUUGGUUUUCGAGAAGCUUCCAAAUAAAGAUGUUUAUGUAUGGACUGCUAUGAUCAAUGGCUUGGCAACACAUGGUGAUGCUGCAAAGUCCAUGGCCUUCUUCUUAGAAAUGUUGAGAAAUGGUUUAAGGCCCAAUGGAGUAACCUUCAUUGGCAUUCUCAGUGCUUGUUCUCACGGAGGGCUCGUGGAUGAAGGACGCCGGUUGUUCUCAUUAAUGGACCAAGUUUAUGGUGUAAAACCUAAUUUAGAUCAUUAUGGCUGUAUGGUCGAUCUUCUGGGUCGGGCAGGAUAUCUGGAAGAAGCUUGUAAAUUGAUUCAAGACAUGCCAAUGAAACCUACUCCUAGCAUAUGGGGUGCUCUUUUUGGUUCUUGCAUGAUUCACAAGGCUUAUGAAUUAGGUGAAUGGAUAGGAAGAUAUCUGAUCGACAUACAGCCUUAUCACAGUGGCAGAUAUACACUCUUGGCGAAUUUGUAUUCUACUUGUAAAAAUUGGGAAGGGGUAGCUCAAGUUAGGAAAAUGAUGAAAGAGAUGGGUGUGGAAAAAACCCGGGGCUGUAGUUGGAUCGAAUUGAACGGAGAAGUACAUGAGUUUAUUGCCUUUGAUGGUUCACAUGCUAAGUCUGAAUAUGUUUACACCAUUUUGGAUAAUUUAGUCAGUCAUCUACAACACUUUACCAUUUCUCCAUGUGCUGAUUCAUUAGUUCUUGAGAGGAGCUGAAAGUAACCGGAGUUUAGGUAUCGAUCCUACUAGUCCCCAUUACAUGCACCCAUCAGAUAAUCCAGGUGCGAUGCUAGUACCAGAUCCUUUCAAUUGUGUUGGCUACAGAUCCUGGAGAAGGAGUGCUCUGUGAUCUCUGUCGGUUAAGAAUAAAUUCGGCUUUAUCAAUGGUUAAUUUAAGCACCCAGAGCGGACCUCUGCAAGUUCCAGAAAAUGGGAACGAUGCGAUGACUUCUGACCUCAUGGAUUCUGAAUUCUCUUGACAAAGACAUUGCUGAUAGUGUCGAGUAUGCUAGUGAUGCCGCUGAACUUUGGAAGGUACUGGAGGAACGAUAUGAUCAAACUAAUGGUACAAAGCUGUACCAGAUUCAAAAGGACAUAAGAAAAAGGAAAAGUCAAAGCCAAAUAGGAAGCGAACUCAAAGCGGGUCCGUCUGUCAUGACUUCCAAAAUGAUUUGACUCAAGGUGUACUUGACAGCACUAGAUAUUAGACUAAAAUGAAGAAACUAAGGGAGGAAUUAUACACUCUAACUGCUAAAAAUCAGUGUAGCUGUGCAUGCACAUGUGAUGCGAAGGAGACCUUACACAAGGCUGAGCAGGAUAGAAGACUGAUUUUGUUCCUUAUGGGACUGAAUGAGAUAUAUAGUAUUGAUUGAGGAGGCAUCCUUAUGAUGAAUCCCUUACCCUCAAUGGCACAAACCUUUCUCUAUAAAUUCAAGAGGAAAAGCAGCGGGAGGUCAGACCUUAAAGCCAACUUGCAAUGGAAUCAUCCCCAGGAGUCAAUGCCAACAUGUCAGGAAAUGUAAUGUAAUCUCAGAAUCAAUCAUCAUGCCUCUCUCAAUGCAAAUGCCAGGGAAUGACAACUUUUUUUUAAAAAAACAAUUUUAGAACCAACUAUGCUCCUAGUGUUGGGAUACUGCAAACUUCCAGGACACACCAGGGACAAGUGUUACAAACUACAUGGCUAUCUGUCAUGUCCACCUAACUCUAAUCACUCUCAAAAUUCUUAGUCACAGAACUCUAACCAGAAUUUCAGAUACAAGAGAACUCAAAGUUUAACAACAAAAGUUAAAGAACUAUUGCAAAUGUCAUGGUGCUCCUGUUGAUAUGGCACCUACUAAGAAGGCUGAAGACAUGGUGUAUCAAGUUGAAAAUCCAAAUAUGAGUCCUACUGAGGAGCAAUAUGCACAACCGGUUAACCUGUUACAACAUUUUCAUGUUGGAGAUGUAGGGGAAUGUUGUAACAAUGCUGGAACAUCUAGUGGAGCUUCCCACUUUACUGGUACCUUGGCUUGCUCUGCAUCUGUCGUCAUGUAACUGUUUUGAAUCAAGAGCUGAUAUUUGGAUUCUAGAUUCUGGAGCAUCAAACCACAUGACCUUCAACAAGUCACUUUUAUCCCAUAUUAGAACUUUGCUAUAUCCGUUACUGAUUACCUUACCCAAUGGUUAUAGAGUUAGGGUGAUAGAAAUCCGAAAUGUAACAUGUACCACAGAUUACUUUACACAAAGUGCUUUAUGUGCCUUCUUGUAAAUACAAUCUCAUUUCCAUUCAUUCUCUAACUGUCCAACUCAAUGGUGUGGUGUCAUACACUAAUUCUAU
Solanum dulcamara is the source of this 3469-nucleotide messenger RNA. Its product is annotated as pentatricopeptide repeat-containing protein At1g50270. Lineage: Eukaryota; Viridiplantae; Streptophyta; Magnoliopsida; Solanales; Solanaceae. Gene Ontology annotation, molecular function: RNA binding; protein binding. Gene Ontology annotation, biological process: RNA modification. The record is from RefSeq and is a predicted model, not a curated record. The coding region runs from base 64 to 1869 and encodes 601 amino acids. The transcript is spliced from 2 exons.